AUGGCUUUAAGAAAUGUUUUUAAAACCAAUAUGGUGAAAAGUGGUACGAGGUAUUUUAGCCAGGAAGCUAGUUUUGUAUCUGUAACUGUAAAUGAUAAAAAUGGAGUAGCUACACUGGAAAUGCAGAGACCACCGGUAAAUGGUAUAAAUUAUGAACUUCUCAGCCAGCUGUCUUCUACUUUAACGGAUCUCGAGAAAAACAAAUCAAGAGGUCUUAUUUUGACCUCAAAAAAUGAUGGUGUUUUCAGUGCAGGAUUAGAUAUCUUGGACAUAUAUAAACCCGAUCAAGAAAGGAUUAAAUUAUUUUGGACUGCUCUACAAGAUACAUGGAUUAAACUAUAUGGUUCUUCUUAUCCAACAGUAGCCCUAAUAAAUGGUCAUUCGCCUGCAGGCGGUUGUCUUUUGGCAUUGUGUUGUGAGUACAGAGUGAUGUUUAAGAACCGCACCAUAGGAUUGAAUGAAACACAGCUUGGUAUCGUGGCUCCCAAAUGGGUCAUAGAUAGUUUAAAAAAUGUGGUUGGAACUAGAAAAGCAGAAUUAGCGUUAACUGCUGGUGUAAUGUAUACAACUGAAGAAGCUCUUAAUAUUGGUUUAAUUGAUGAAAUAAUUGAAAAUAAAACAGAAGGAAUGGCUCGAUCAGAAGCAUUUAUAUCCAGAUUUGCCAAAAUAUCACCUAUUGCUAGAGGUCUUUCUAAGAAAUAUGUUCGAGGUAACACUAUUGAAGAUAUGGUCAAAAAUAGGAAAGAAGAUUUAGACAACUUUGUAAUGUUUGCUAAUCUACCUGCAGUUCAAGAAGGCUUGGGACUUUAUAUACAAAGUUUAAAGAAGAAGUCAAAGGCAUAA
Molecule: messenger RNA, 843 nt
Organism: Diabrotica balteata
Lineage: Eukaryota; Metazoa; Arthropoda; Insecta; Coleoptera; Chrysomelidae
Source: the annotation of a GenBank genome assembly